AUGUCCACGUUCGACCUCGACUCAUACUCCCAAGACACAACCUGUCCUUUUGCUCAAUAUGGCGAUAGAGUUGAACGUCCAUCGUUUGACGACACCUCUGACAGGACCACCACGUCUGCAACGGACUCGUCUUCGACACUGCUCCGGUCGGCCUCGUCUUCGAGCAGCUGCCCUGUGUUUGUGCAGGAGAUCGAUCCGGUGUUGCUGAAGAACUCGCUAGACGAUCGCGUCGCAUACCUCACCGAUUUCGUCAAUUUCACGUCGCGCGAUUCGGACAUCAUUACAUCAAUUGCGCCGCACGUAAAUGCGGCCAUACCAAGCAUGGUGGACGAGCUCUACUCGAAGCUGUUCGAGUUCGACAUCACCAAGAAGGUCUUCAUGACGCGGAAUCACGGAUUCGACGGACCUCUGCCUGAGAAGCUGGAGGACCUGACACUGGAUAGCGCACAGAUUGUCUUCCGAAAGGUCUUCAUGAAAGCGUGGGCUCGGAGGGUUUUGACGGCCGACUACUCGAAAGGCAAGACUUGGGCGUACAUGGACAAGGUCGGCAUUAUGCAUACCGGUGUCUCACCUUUCAAACACCAAAGAGCACUGGGCAUUGCACCCUUGAAUGUUCCCUAUCGUGACUGUGCAUUACUUCUCAGUGUGGUGCAAAACGUCCUGCAGACCGCCAUUCUGCGUCUACCGGAGGAGACAGCAAGUAUGCAGACGAAGAUAGAUGCUGUCUCGGCAAUCAACAAGGUCAUUUGGAUUCAGAACGAUUUGUUCGCCCGGCACUACACGAACGAGUGA
Fomitopsis serialis is the source of this 792-nucleotide messenger RNA. RefSeq names its product Protoglobin-domain-containing protein. The coding region runs from base 1 to 792 and encodes 263 amino acids. Gene Ontology annotation, molecular function: oxygen binding; heme binding. The record is from RefSeq and is a predicted model, not a curated record. The transcript is spliced from 5 exons. Lineage: Eukaryota; Fungi; Basidiomycota; Agaricomycetes; Polyporales; Fomitopsidaceae.